Messenger RNA from Canariomyces notabilis, 705 nucleotides. RefSeq lists its product as uncharacterized. NCBI's taxonomy places the organism in Eukaryota, Fungi, Ascomycota, Sordariomycetes, Sordariales, Chaetomiaceae. Bases 1 to 705 code for a protein of 234 amino acids. The transcript has 2 exons. The record is from RefSeq and is a predicted model, not a curated record.
AUGGUCACCAAGCGAAAAAGAUCCGACUCGGAGAUAUCAUUUGCAUCCUCCGCGUUUUCAUCACCCUCACGGACAGACGGCAACAGUUUCAACUUCAACGCCAUGUCAGCAAUGGACACGGCGAGACGGGGUUUCUUCUCGCCGCGGCUGUCCACGCCAUCUCAUCUCCCUAGCCGCACGAUGAAGCGCUUCCGCGACAACCGCCCGUCCGAGACGGAGGUCUACCAACACACGCUCGGCCUGCUCUACUCGGCGCAGCAGCACCAGCAGCAGCCACCACAUACGCCGCCCAGGGCCGUGAACAACACCGCGAGCUCCUUCAUCCAACCCCACACCCACGCGGCAAGCCAGCACAACGGCGCCCGCAGCCAGCAGCGAUCACUGCACUCCUUCUGGAACCUGCCCCGGCCGCCGGCGACAAGCUCGGCCGCGUCCUCGCCCGCCUCGUCUGUCACAUCUCUUGCGGGCGGGAGGAGCACCUCAGUAUCAACGAGGUGCGAAGAUUGCGAUGCGAGGCUAGACGGCGGGAAUCUGGACGACGAAGGGGACUUCGUCGCGAUGGACAUUGACGGCUACGGGUUAGGAACGGCAGACGUAGACAUAUACGGCCAUGUCUGCGGCGCCUGCGGGAAGUCGGUCUGCGGUAGUUGCUCCGUGAGCAACCUGGGAGAACACCGGCGGUGUCUAGCCUGCGCUGGUCGGUGA